Messenger RNA from Drosophila miranda, 501 nucleotides. It is a transcript of the gene RpS28b, whose product is annotated as 40S ribosomal protein S28. Gene Ontology annotation, biological process: ribosomal small subunit assembly; translation; maturation of SSU-rRNA. The transcript has 2 exons. The coding region runs from base 86 to 283 and encodes 65 amino acids. The record is from RefSeq and is a predicted model, not a curated record. Gene Ontology annotation, cellular component: ribosome; cytosolic small ribosomal subunit. Gene Ontology annotation, molecular function: structural constituent of ribosome. NCBI's taxonomy places the organism in Eukaryota, Metazoa, Arthropoda, Insecta, Diptera, Drosophilidae.
CUACUUCCUUUUUGCUUGCGGCUGCCUAUUGAAGAGCAACACACGUAAAGUCUCUGCGGCGAAUCGAAGAAAUUCAGGAAUAACCAUGGACAAACCAGUUGUUUGGGCUCGCGUGAUGAAAGUUCUCGGCCGCACCGGCUCUCAGGGCCAGUGUACACAGGUCAAAGUGGAGUUCCUUGGGGAGCAGAACCGUCAGAUUAUCCGCAACGUGAAGGGACCCGUCCGCGAGGGCGACAUCCUCACCCUGUUGGAGUCUGAACGUGAGGCCAGAAGGCUUCGCUAAGGAAGCACCGCCGCCCGAUGUUGUGGACUGCUUGAUACUUAUUAUAAGAUACACAUUGGAAGAUUGCUUGCACGAGGCGCGCCUCUGACAACAACACAACUCGUCGACUGCAACGGAAACUUGUAGCAAACAAAAUAAAUCUACCUAAAUUCGCAGCAAAUGUGGAAAUGUGUUCUAAAUAAAUAAAUUUCAAGUAUUCCAGUGCUGAGAAAAAAAAA